AACGGCAUUGGAGAACCAUCAUUCACAAACCACAAGCACAUUCUCAAUGGCUUCCAAUAAUAUGACUUUGAUGACAUUCUUCCUCAUCAUCUCCCUCGCUUUUUUCAUCCUCCCUCAAACCCAAGCCAGAGUACUACUGUCCGAAACGCAAGCAACUCCGGCCACCGGCUUCCUCUUUCCGAAAGCUGAGUCCACAGUUCUCCCUGACCCUUCACCAUUCUUUGCCCCAAGCCUCCUCCAAACCCCACUCCCCACAAACUCUUUCUUCCAAAACUUUGUACUCAACAAUGGCGACCAGCCCGAAUAUUUCCACCCCUACCAUUUCAGAUCCUCCAACUCCUCCCUCUCUCUCUCCUACCCGACUCGCCUUGCCACCUCCGCUUCCAUAUCCCAGAACUUCACCCCUGAACUCACCAUCUCCGCCACCCAAAACAACCAAGAACGCCAUGUAGUCUCUUCCUUCAGUGACCUCGGCGUCACUCUAGACUUCCCCUCCUCCAAUCUCCGCUUCUUCCUCGUCAAGGGAAGCCCCUACUUGACAUGCAAUGUGUCUAAUCCCACCGCGCUUUCCAUCUCCACCGCUAGUUCAAUCACUUCUUUGUUUCCAAACGCUCAACGCAACAAGUACACAUUAAAGCUCGACAACAGUCAGACAAUGCUGGUGUACUCGUCCUCUCCGAUUGGUCUCACCAUCAGCAACCCAUCACUGAUCACUUCCGACGCAUUCACCGGGGUUAUAAGGGUUGCAUUGUUGCCGCCGGGCUCUCAAGAUCUCGAGGCAGUUCUAGACCAGUUCAGUUCUUCUUACCCGGUUUCGGGCGAGGCAGUGUUCACAGGGCCGUUUACAUUGGAGUAUAGAUGGGUGAAAGAAGGAAAUGGAGAUUUGCUUAUGCUAGCUCAUCCUCUCCAUCAACAACUUCUGUCUGUUCAGGACAGUAAUGCCACUGUUCUUGACUAUCUCAAGUACAGAAGCAUUGAUGGUGAUCUCCUAGGCAUUGUGGGAAACUCUUGGGUGUUGAAAACACAGCCUAUUCCAGUCUCUUGGCAUUCGAUUACAGGUGUCAAGGACUUAGUACAGGCAUUACCUGAAAUAAAAGCCGCUCUUUCUGGUGACGUUCAGGCUCUAAUUUCGACACCAGUAUCAACAACAGCUUCUUAUGAAUAUGGAAAAUUGAUUGCCAAGGCGGCAAGGCUGGCUUUGAUUGGUGAAGAGGUGGGUGUUAAAGAUAUUCCAGCCAUUACAAAGUUUUUGAAGGAUGCAAUUGAGCCAUGGUUGAGUGGGACUUUCAGUGGGAAUGGUUUCUUGUAUGAAGGUAAAUGGGGUGGACUUGUAACGAAAAAUGGAGCAGUUGAUAAAGGUGCAGAUUACGGGUUUGGAGUGUAUAAUGAUCACCAUUUCCAUCUUGGCUACUUUCUCUAUGCAAUUUCAGUAGUUGCAAAGCUUGAUGUGGAUUGGGGGAUGAAGUUUAAGGAUCAAGCUUAUGCUCUUGCUGGGGAUUUCAUGAACUUAAACAGGCAGCCAGAUUCAAGUUACCCGCGGUUGAGGAACUUUGAUCUCUACAAUUUGCAUUCAUGGGCUGGAGGGUUAACUGUAUUUGCAGAUGGACGAAAUCAAGAGAGCACAAGUGAGGCAGUGAAUGCUUACUACUCGGCUGCAUUGAUGGGGUUAGCCUAUAGAGACACUAAUCUCACCGACACAGCAUCAUUGCUUGCAGCACUGGAGAUUCAGGCAGCUCAAAAGUGGUGGCAUGUGCACCAAGGAGAUAACAUCUAUGAGGAUGUCUUCGCAAGUCAGAAUAAGAUCACUGGAAUUGUGUGGUCUAAUAAGAGGGAUACCGGUCUUUGGUUUGCUUCAGCAGAGUCGAAAGAAAUCAGGCUUGGAAUUCAGGUGCUGCCGAUUUCCCCUAUCACUGAGGUCUUGUUCUCCAAUGCCAGCUAUGUUAGGGAGGUUGUAGAUUGGACAAUACCAGCUCUGAAUAGGGAGGGAGUUACGGAUGCAUGGAGAGGGUUUGCUUAUGCCUUGGAAGGGACAUACAACAAGGAAGAGGCUUUGCAGAAGGUUAAAAACUUGAAAGGUUUUGAUGAUGGGAACUCACUUUCGAAUCUCUUAUGGUGGAUCCACAGCAGAGGCUAGGAAGUAGAAGAUUGGAGUUAGAACUAAUGCUUAGAUGGCUAGAAAGUAGUUUCUUAGGGCUUAUGAACUUGUUUUAGGAUUUGGUCAACUUAAUGAAAAAGAGGUGGUAAGUUGAUCACAAUAUAAUAACCAGGGUGUUAUCUGUAUGUUUGUGCCGUAAUAUUGUAGCUUAUC
Rosa rugosa (rugosa rose) is the source of this 2308-nucleotide messenger RNA. Its product is annotated as glucan endo-1,3-beta-D-glucosidase 1-like. The transcript has a single exon. NCBI's taxonomy places the organism in Eukaryota, Viridiplantae, Streptophyta, Magnoliopsida, Rosales, Rosaceae. Gene Ontology annotation, molecular function: endo-1,3(4)-beta-glucanase activity. Bases 47 to 2134 code for a protein of 695 amino acids. The record is from RefSeq and is a predicted model, not a curated record.